Culex pipiens pallens (northern house mosquito) is the source of this 2303-nucleotide messenger RNA. RefSeq lists its product as uncharacterized. The coding region runs from base 135 to 2300 and encodes 721 amino acids. The transcript has 6 exons. Lineage: Eukaryota; Metazoa; Arthropoda; Insecta; Diptera; Culicidae. The record is from RefSeq and is a predicted model, not a curated record. Gene Ontology annotation, molecular function: N-acetyltransferase activity.
ACGAUUCCGCCGCGAUAACACCGACUACUCUCGCUGCAGCGUUGCGAUAGUACAAGUAAUUCUACCCUCCGGGAAUCAACGUACAUCGCACUUCGACCUGCACCGUCCAGUUUGAUUGUUUCACUCAACCCGGGAUGACCCCGUGGCAACGACCGGGCACGACGCCCUAUCCCCAGGUCUGGCACACCUUCCAGUCGCUGGACUCGUACACUAACAACCUGGUCCGGUACCGCGUCCAGGAUCUUCCACCCGACCGCUUCGAGGAUGCCGUGGAACACAUGCGCAAGUACUUCCUCCGGGAUGAACCGAUCUGUGCCAGUCUGCGGCUCGCGGAAGAUCCAGUUGGAAUGCGCGAGAUCUGCGACGUUUGGCGGCGGGUCGUCCAGCAGCGGUGUGCCGUGGUUUGCUUCCAGGAAGGCAGCGACGAAAUCGUCGGCCUCAACAUGCUGACCGUGGUGUCUCGAGAGGAUCAGGCACAGCAGCAGCAGCAGUUUGCGAGCCCUGCCGUGAGGGCCUUCGUUGAGUGUACUCUCUACAUGACCGAAAAGGGCCAGCUAUUUGAGCACUUUGGCGUGGACCAUUUUCUUUCCGCUUGGGGACUGUCGGUACAUCCGGCGUACCGGAGCCGAGGGUUGGCAACGGAAAUUCUUCGAGCACGAGUGCCACUUUGUAAGGCGUUUGGACUAAGGUUGAGUGCUACGGUGUUUUCCCAUCCGGGAUCGCAGCAUCCGGCCGCCAAGGUUGGCUUCAAGGAUCGGGUGGUGGAGCGGUUCGAUGAGCUGACCAAGAAGGGCUUUCAACUGGGGCAGAUUCCAGUCGAGUUUAAUAAGUUGAUGACACUGAGCAUUGAAUUAGACAAUAUGGUUUGGACGCGCCCCCAAAACGUGCCCUACCCCUCGGUUUGGCACACGUUCAAGGCCAAGGCCGCGGACAGUGACGAGCUGGUCAAUUACGUGGUUCAGGAUUUACCGGAGAACCGAUUCGAAGAGGCGAUCGAGCAUCUGAUUGGAGUGUUUAUCUACGAUGAACCGAUGUGCAGAGCGAAAAAACUUGCCGAGCAACCCGAAAGCGUCGAAGGGAUUCGCGAAAUGUGGCGCGAGUUGGUCCAGCACCGGAUGGCACUGGUCUGCUUCCAGGAGGGUUCGGACGAAAUCGUUGGCCUCAACAUGACGUACGUUUCGAGCAAGAACGACAAGGAGGACUACGUUGUCAAAGGUUCCCUCUGGCAGGAGGUUUUCGACGCCGUGGUGUACUUUAGCGAAAAGGGCAACGUGUACGACCAGUACCAGGUCACGGAGUAUCUGGCCGCGAUGGGUCUGUCCGUGUCGCCCAAGUACCGCGGUCGUGGCAUCGCGACGGAAAUUCUACGCGCACGAAUUCCCCUCUGUCGAGCCACGGGCCUGAAGCUAACCUCGACGGUGUUUACCGCCACCGGGUCGCAGAUUCCGGCCGCCAAGGUGGGCUUCGAGGAGUCCUUUACCAUGGAGUACGAAGAGCUGGCCAGGGCGAACCCACGAUGGGACAAUGUCCGGCCCUCUUCAGUUCAAAUCCAACCACCCACAAAUCUACUCGCAUCCCCCAAGAUGAGCUGUACCCGUCCCGAAUCAAUCCCGUUCCCCUCAGUUUGGCACCGCUUCCAGGCGAAGGCCCCGGAUAGCGACGCCGAAGUCACGUACGUGGUACAGGACUUGCCCGAAGAUCGGUUCGAGGAUGGCGUAGCAUUCAUGAGUCGUUUCUUUCCGCGCGACGAGCAGAUGAAUCAGGUACUGGGGCUGGCCAGCGAUUCCGUAGCGAUGACGGGCGUCGUUCAGCUGUGGCGUGAGAUGCUCAAGCUGAAGCUGUCGGUGGUUUGCUUCCGCGAGGGUUCGCCGGAGAUCGUGGGGCUGAACGUGCUGGGAGUGGCCUCGAAAGAGGAUCGGGUUGAUGAAAAGUUCGCGAGCGCCAUCUUCCAGACGAUCUUCGACACCAUCGGGUACGUAUCGCAGCAGGCUAAUGUGUUCCAGCGGUACGGCGUCGAUCGCUACCUGAACGCGAUGGGCCUUUCGGUGGAUCCGACCUUCCGGGGACGUGGAAUCGCUACGGAAAUACUGAAGGCCAGGGCGCCUCUAUGCCGAGCGGUGGGACUCCGACUAACGUCGACCUGUUUUACCGGGGCUGGUUCGCAGAAAGCCGCAGCACGCGCUGGUUUUCAGGAAGACUUCAGCAUCACUUACGGGGAGCUACGGGCGGUGGACGAGCGGUUCGUGUUUCCCGGAAUCGAACAGAAGCCAUGCAAAUACAUGAGUUUGAAGGUUGACUGAAAA